AUGAUGAAAAGUUUUAUUGCUUUAUUUAUCCUAUUUAAUAUUGUCAACGCCGAGCUUCCGGGCACAUGGCCACCGCUCGAUAAACCUGCACCGGCAGUUGCAGGAUGGAGUUCGUUGAUUAAUGCGACGAAUGUAACGAAUGCUCUUAUCCUGCCUCCUUUUACAAGCUGUGCACAAACUUCAGGUUAUUGUCGAGCUCCCUGUGGUUGUUAUCGCGAUGAGAUCCUCAAUUGUCCGACUAAAAAAGAUUGGAGUCUUACGUUCGAUGAUGGCCCUUCGGACUAUACGUCGAGAUUAGUAGAUUUCUUAAAUGCUCAAAAUGUCAAGGCUACGUUCUACGUAGUAGGCUCGCAAGUCUAUAGAUACCCAGACGUUCUUAAGAAAAUAUAUGACAGUGGUCAUGAAAUUGGAGUUCACACAUGGUCACAUUCGAGUCUUACAAGUUUAUCAAACGAACAAAUCAUUGCAGAGAUAAAACACACUGAACUGGCAGUCUGGCAAGUAACCGGUAUUGCGACUCGCACUAUACGACCACCAUAUGGUGAUUGCGACGACCGUGUUCGCGACAUUAUUAGACAACUGGGUUAUAAAUUGGUUUUAUGGGACAGUGACACUCAAGACUAUCUGUCUAAUAGCAACCCUAAAUUUGACCUCAAUUGGAUUGCUGGCAACUUUACUCAAUGGACAAGUAAAGACAAGGGUAAAACCGGACACAUCUCUUUGGAACAUGAUUUGUUUCCACAGACAACUUUGGCAGCCGAGAGAGCUGUGCCAAUUCUUAAAAAGGCUCGGUAUAAUAUGGUGACACCGGCUACCUGUAAUCGUAUUAGUGCAUAUGCUUUUCCUGCUCCAAGCACACAUUCGUUAAGUACUACUUCAGGUGGCGUGCCUUCAAAUAGCACUUCAAAAAAUAACAAACACAUCAAAAAAUAA
Paraglomus occultum is the source of this 933-nucleotide messenger RNA. The record is from the annotation of a GenBank genome assembly. NCBI's taxonomy places the organism in Eukaryota, Fungi, Glomeromycota, Glomeromycetes, Paraglomerales, Paraglomeraceae.